AUCCGGAUGUUUCGGCAUAUAACCGGAUCGUUCGUUCUUGAACUUCACAGCACAUCCAUCGCGCGGCCAUGAACUUGCGCCAACGCAGCGUCCUUCAACUGUACCAGAACCUGGUCAAGGACAAGGCGCUACGACCAGACACUGCUCAGCAAGUGAUUGCUGUCCAGCUGGACAAGCUCCAGCGGCGCCUUGAGAACUACGACCUGCCAACCAAUGUCAAGGAACCGACAAAGGUUCCUCGUGGGCUAUACAUCCAUGGUCAAGUGGGCACUGGCAAGUCAAUGCUAAUGGAUAUGUUCUACUCGAACUUGGACAACAAGAAGCGGCGCGUGCACUUCCACGCGUUUCUGUUAGACGUGCACCGUCGCAUUCACAAGCGCAAGCAGGAACACCUUGAAACAUAUGGCCGUUCCAUGCACAUCGAACUGCAGCCGGAGCGAGACAUCAUCGGCACGAUUGCCAAAGAGAUCGCCACUGAAAGCCCCGUUCUGUGCUUCGACGAAUUCCAAGUCAUUGACAUUGCCGAUGCCAUGAUCAUGCGCAAGUUCUUUAGCGUGCUCUUCCAACAAGGAACUGUCAUGGUGGCCACCUCCAACACCCAUCCCCAGAAUUUGUACCCCGAUGGUGUCAACCGUGAAUACUUUGUGCCAUUCUUGGAGCUCUUGCAGCAACACACGAAGGUUCUGUCAGUGGACUCGACCACGGACCACCGCCGCCACGACGCGCCGAUGGACGACGCGUACUUUUACCCCAUAACACCUCAAGUGCAAACACAAGUGCUAGCUAUCGUCGACGAAUUGCUUCAAGGCGGACCUCCCCUGGUACUCGAGACGAUUCCAGUCAUGAUGGGGCGAAGCUUGCAAGUGAUGGGGCAAGGCGACGUGUGCGUCGUCGAGUUUGCAGCGCUAUGUAACACGGACAAGGGCGCUGCCGACUACAAAGCACUGAGCGAACGCUUUCGGGUCGUCGUUCUAACUAACAUUCCCCAGCUGACAUUGGCCAUGCACAACCAAGUCAGUUUGCUGCUAGUGCAUGUAUUGCGAUGGAAAUUGUUAUAAGCGCUGUGUGGAUUUGUUGGUAGGCGCGCCGCUUCAUCACGCUUUUGGACGAGUUGUACGAGCACAAAGUCCGGCUCAUAUCCACAGCUGCGGUAGCGCCCGAUGCGCUGUUUCAGUUUGACGCACACGUCAAAGUGCCCGUGCCACUGUCGCUAGCGUCAAAGCAAGCCGCGCUCCACGACUUGCAAGCCAAUCAUAUCAAGCCAUUUACGUCGUGGGACGGUCCCGUGGCCCACGAUCCUGCCACGGCAUCGGAUGGCGAAGAAGUGAAAAACAUGAGCUCCAUGACCGACCUCAUGUACGCGUGCAAGCGCGCCGUGUCGCGGCUGCACGAAAUGCAAACGUUCAAGUACCAAACCCUCGCUGCUUCGUCCAACGUUCAAAACACCAAAGUCCAUAAGUAGGACCUUAAACUCAACGAAGUGUACAGUAGUGGGACGAGUUAACGCUAUGGGCAAAACGUCACGACAAACACUUCGUCGUCGGGGCAAUCCUUCAUCUUGAGAUCGUCAAACGGAUACAAGUACGCGUCGGGGCAUUCGGCGCGGGUACACGUGACCUUGUGGCAGUUGCCUUUUUGGGCGUUGCCGUCGUACUUUGUCGGAAGGACCGACACAGGGAUGUUGUAGCCCUUGGCGCCGCCCGAAUUCCGGACGCAGUCGGCAUAACUCAUGCCGUUGCCACACCCAGGUGGAAUCGCGCUGAUGUCGUACCACAGCUUCCGGUCGGCUAGCGUCAGCUCCACGAGCGUCGCGUCCGCCGCGUUGGUGUGUCGAUACAUCGUGUGUUCGCGGUCCACAAGGGUGUCGCCGCAUUGACCGUUGGUCUGGAGGGUGCAGAGCAAUCGGUCCACUUUGUAGAGAUACACGGGGAACGUGCACCGAUUGACAAAGUUGAGCAUGUGUCCCAACGCGAGGGGGGGGGGCGUUGUCGUCGUUGUAGUGGUCGGGGGUCGAGAUGUAGUCGUGGGGGCUGCAGUCGUCGUCGUCGUCGUCGUGGGGGAACGAGUGGUAGUGGAGAGUCCUGGGGUGGAAGCAGACGUUCCCCCUGAAGAAGUCGAGUGGUCGCCACUAGAUUCGGUCGAGUUGUGGGCCGGGGGAGUGGGGUCUGGUGACGGGGGGUCGGUACGACUCCGUUCAGUGGACACAUCCGUGAUCGAAUUUGUCAAGGGCACGUCAUUUCCAGAUGACGUCGACAACUCACCCACGGUGCCCCCCGCGAGCCCAAUCGACAGGCCGAUGGUCACAGCCACUGCCGCGACAGUGAGAAACCCCAUGAGGAAGAGCCGGCGGCGCACAGCCUUGGCUUGGAGCGUCAGCUCUUGAGCUUUGGUUUCUUCGGUCGUGGCCGGAGUGACCAUCAGCACCAUGCCAUCCCAGAUCGAUGUGCGUUUCGGACCAGACUUCAUCCGCACCAGAGACAGGCCGGUUUCAAUCUCCUUGGAUGGCGUCUCCACGGGAGGUUCAUUGUCCAGCGAGAUGGUGGCUUGGUUGGGGGUGUCCAUGGCACCUGACGGCACGGGCGCUGCCGCAUCAUCAUGAGCGAUGGAAAUGGUAGUCAUUUGGAAAAUAUGAUGGACAUGACAAAGGCACUCAUGGGAUCAACAUGGCGGGUCUUGGUCACCGCCCUCCUUCGUCG
Molecule: messenger RNA, 2696 nt
Organism: Aphanomyces astaci
Lineage: Eukaryota; Oomycota; Saprolegniomycetes; Saprolegniales; Verrucalvaceae
Exons: 5
Coding region: 69-1058 (329 amino acids)
Cellular component (GO): cytoplasm; mitochondrion
Molecular function (GO): ATP binding; ATP hydrolysis activity
Source: RefSeq, a predicted model, not a curated record